UCCGCUCACUCCGUCUCUGACGACAAGGUGUUCUGGCUUAGGGUCCAUGGUCCGUCCUGAACAAGGGCGGACGGUAAAUAGGUGCUAUAUCCGAGAGAUCUUGCAGGCUGCCGCGUAACUUCCCUGCUGGGUCGCUUAGCCCUCUCGGAUUGUGUGCUACCAAAUAUUACUUUGACUAGACCUCAACUAGAGGAGUGCCUCGAUUUGUCGAUGCCUGGGUGCAUUUGAUCGCCCUUGGCUUACGCAUCGUGCUGUGCCGUUCUGAUCGGACGGCUGCUGGAUCGUGCUUGGUCAAUUACGGGAAUAGAGAGAUAUCCGAAAAGAAAUCUACGACACAAUGGAUCCCUCGGCGAAUACUACUGGUCACGAUGACAUCUCGGUCAGCGAUGUGUUCAGUCCGCAAGCCGACAUGUCGCAUUCACACAAGGAGAUCAACAUGAGCGACGCCCCGGAAACCGGCUUUCGUAUGAGCGCCCGCAGCCCCCAGCGCAAGCAAGGACCUAUGAUAAAGGGGCCUGGUGUUCAUGGUGGCAAUCCCUUCCCGGCUCCAGAGCUCAACGCACACCCUCUCGCCGCGAAGGCUGACCGCCGCAAGAAGAAGAAAAAGCACGCGGUUCAUGAGGUUGCCCCGGCCCUUUCGACCGUGCGCGGGUUUACUCCUCGCGGCUCCGCCGAUGAAGACUCGGACCGAUCGGCUGCCAGCUCUCGUGCACCGAGCUCGCACCCGCGCACUCGUGCUGGAACUAAUGGGGGCAGUCCGUUGGUUCAGCCCGCGGCUGGCUGUGGGGUGAGCGCUUUGAAACUCCAGCUUGAAUCAAUGAGCCUGUCUGGCAAUGGAACCUCAGCCGGCCCCGCUGAGACCCCGAGUAAUGCCAGUGUCUGCUCCGACAGUGAUCAGACCGAGGUCCUGACUAGCUACGAGGUGCCUCUAGAGCAUGACUAUGUUAGCGCCGAUGCGGCCGCCGAGGAAGACUCGCGGAAUACAUCAAGCGUGCGGGAUAUGCGUACCCAGCUGUGCCGAAAGAUGACAACUGAUGACUUUGAGCCCCUCCUUUGCCUGGGGAAGGGGUCGUUCGGUACUGUAUUACUGGUGCGCCAUGUGCUCACGGGCAAGCUGUACGCGCAAAAGCAGUUUCGUAAGGCGUCGAUUACCGUUCACAAGAAGCUUGUCGAACAAACCAAGACCGAGCGCACCAUUCUGGAGAGUGUCAACCGUCACCCCUUUGUGGUCAAAUUAUUCUACGCGUUCCAGGACCACGAGAAACUGUAUCUGAUCCUGGAGUACGCGGAGGGCGGCGAGCUGUUUACGCAUCUAGCUAUGGAGCGUAUGUUUGACGAGGAUGCGGCUGCAUUCUACAUGGCGGAAAUGGUACUGGCCCUUGAACACCUCCACCAAAACGUCGGGGUCAUCUACCGCGAUCUCAAGCCGGAAAAUUGCCUGCUGGACAGUGAGGGCCAUCUGCUUCUGACGGACUUUGGGCUCAGUAAGAUUGCCAUCAACGAUGACGACCGUUGCAACUCCUCGCUGGGUACGAUCGAGUACAUGGCUCCGGAGGUCGUGCAGGGCAAGUCGUACGGCAAAGCUUGUGACUGGUGGUCACUGGGCGCGCUGGGCUACGACCUGCUCACUGGAUCUCCUCCCUUCAAAGCCAACAACAACGCCAAGCUGCAGGAGAAAAUUGUGAAACAGAAGCUGGCUCUGCCUUAUUUCCUGGGACCCGAUGCCAAGGACCUGUUGACCCGACUGCUUCGCAAGGAGCCGUCGAAGCGGUUGGGUUACCACAUGCCCAAGGACUUGCAGACGAUCAAGAACCACCGUUUCUUCCGAAAGAUCGACUGGAAGGCGCUGGAACGACGGGAGGUGGCGCCUCCGAUCAAUCCGGUGGUGACGGACCCAGCCCUGGCGGAGAACUUCUCGAUGGAUUUCACGCAGCUGCCGCUGAGUCCGAUCGUGCAUGCGUUUGACGACCAUUAUGCGGCCCGGGCGUCCGGUCCGCCAGCCAGUCACCCCGGUGAGGGCGAGCUUUUCGGCGGAUUUAGCUUCGUGGCGUCGAGCAGCUUGCUGGAUAAUGGUAUGAUGGUUUGAACGGGGUGUAACUGGUUGGAGGAGAGCAUACAAAUAGAACCAGACUGGUGGUUAAGCAUUGUGCAUAUU
Aspergillus piperis CBS 112811 is the source of this 2155-nucleotide messenger RNA. RefSeq names its product AGC family serine/threonine-protein kinase. Gene Ontology annotation, biological process: protein phosphorylation. The record is from RefSeq and is a predicted model, not a curated record. The coding region runs from base 338 to 2086 and encodes 582 amino acids. The transcript has 2 exons. Gene Ontology annotation, molecular function: ATP binding; protein serine/threonine kinase activity. NCBI's taxonomy places the organism in Eukaryota, Fungi, Ascomycota, Eurotiomycetes, Eurotiales, Aspergillaceae.